Messenger RNA from Papaver somniferum (opium poppy), 954 nucleotides. RefSeq lists its product as uncharacterized. The record is from RefSeq and is a predicted model, not a curated record. NCBI's taxonomy places the organism in Eukaryota, Viridiplantae, Streptophyta, Magnoliopsida, Ranunculales, Papaveraceae. The coding region runs from base 1 to 954 and encodes 317 amino acids. Gene Ontology annotation, biological process: DNA integration. The transcript has 5 exons. Gene Ontology annotation, molecular function: nucleic acid binding.
AUGAAUUCUUUGAAAUGCGCCUUCGGUGUCUCUUCAGGCAAAUUUUUGGGAUUCCAAGUGACUGCUGAAGGGAUCAAAGUAGACCCGUCCAAGACUCAAGCCAUCCUCAUGAUGCCGCCACCACAAACUGUGAAGGAACUUCAGAGCUUCAUGGGCAAGGUGAACUACAUUCGUCGUUUUAUACCUGGCUUGGCCCAACUUGUCGCUGUAUUCACCCCCUUGCUGAAGAAGGGAGCAAAUUUUAUUUGGACCGCAACUCAACAAGAAGCAUUUCAAAAGAUUCAACGAAUAUUAUCAUCUCCAGCUAUCAUGAGGUCUCCCGUCCAAGGGAAGCCGCUAUGUCUCUACAUCGCCUUCAGCGAUACCGCUAUAGGGGAUUUACUCGCCCAGAAAGACGAUGAGGGAAUCGAACGCCCCAUAUAUUACUUCAGUCGAAUAUUAAGAGAUGCUGAGCUCAGGACGACCAUGUGGCUUCUCCAAAUGUCGGAGUUGGACAUAACACAUACGUCGCCUAGAGAUAUCAGGGGGCAAGCAGUCGCAGACUUAUUAGCAGCAUUCCCUGGAGAAGGCACUACGGGGCUACACGAAGAUCUUCCUGGAGAAUUUCCAGACAUCUCUGUUGUCGAGGAAGAAGCAUGGAUCUUCUGGGGAAUGGACAUUAUCGGGAAAAUCAAUCCGUCGUCAUCAAAGCAGCACGAGUACAUCAUAACCGCGACAGAAUACUUCACUAAAUGGGUAGAAUUCAUUCCUCUACGAGGGAUUACAGGAGCAACGAUUGCGGCUUUCAUUAAAGAACAUAUCAUUUGCCGCUUCAUUGUGCCAAAGCAUAUCAUCACUGAUAACGGCACUCCCUUCGCCAACAAACAGGCAUGUACUUCUGCUACAUUUAUCCUUCACACAGUAUUACUGACAGAGGCAGGGGAAUUCACUCGAACUCUGUCAAUUCCAAAGUAA